Molecule: messenger RNA, 5130 nt
Organism: Bathycoccus prasinos
Lineage: Eukaryota; Viridiplantae; Chlorophyta; Mamiellophyceae; Mamiellales; Bathycoccaceae
Exons: 1
Coding region: 1-5130 (1709 amino acids)
Source: RefSeq, a predicted model, not a curated record
AUGCACCCUUCGUCUCGUUUCGGUCGCCCUUUGCCGACGACGGAGGAAGAGCUCCUCGAGGAACAGCGCGCGUUUCUGGAGAGGAAGGAAACGCCUGCGGCGAAAGCGCUGAGGAAAGAGAAAAGAACGAACGACGAGGACGACGACGAAAAGGAGGAGGAGGAGGAGGAAACGAAUGCGAGCAAGAACAGUAACAACGUUGAGAAACCGUUCGUGGUGGAAGAAGCGUCGCUGAAAAUUGUGGAGCGGGACACGUCGACGGUGAUACCAACACCGCCAAUGAAGAGAGACGAUGGGAGCGAAACGAGAGGUUUUCCGAAAGCGGAGCAUCGGUCGAAGGAAGGCGGUGGUAAAGGUGGUGAUGAUAAUGAUCCGAAAAUUUUGAGUAAGUUUGCCAGGAGACGCGCGGAGAUGCGCGGGGAGAAGAUUUUGGACGUGCACGAACCGGAUGUGAUGAAGAAGGGGAGAGCGGAUGGCGCGUCGUCGGCGGCGGCGGCGGCGAUGAUUCCGGAACACGAGGAUAAAGACGUGGCGGCGGAAACGAAGAGAGUGUUGGCGUCCAUGAGCGUGGAAGAGGCGAUGAAGCAGAGGAAAGAACUGGAGGAGAAGAUGGAUCCAAAAAUUGUGGGGUUCUUUAGGAAUCGCAAUCGAAAGAAGAUGGAUGCGACGAGCGAGGAUAAAAAAGAGGCGGGGGCGUCUGAAGCGGCGCCGCCUCGUUUGACCACAACAACGUCGGGGAAUAGUAGUAAACUUAACAACAAAAGCACGAGUAAGAAACCAGACGCGAUGAAACUGAUGAAAGCGAACGUGGAUCCAAUGUCCAGAGUGCACGCUGCUGAUGUUCGGUUUACAGCUUCCGGUGAACCAAUCGUACCGGUGGAACACUACCAAAACAUCUCCGCGCAGGAAGGACGGAUUCCCGCGCCCACCGAACGCGAUUUUGUUCGCGCCGGGGGAUUGUUUAAUAAACCAAACAUCGCGGCUUCGACGUCGGCAGAAGAGAGUGACGAUCCAGGGUACACUUUAUUAGAAGCUCGACAGUUGUGCGUCUCGUCGGUUCCAGGCCAGCGCGCAUUAGGGUAUCGUUUGUUAGCCAACGUGUUCAAAUCGGCGCGAAGAUUUGGUCACGCGCCGGAAAGAGUCGCGACGGAGGAGCCGCAAGAGUUGCCACUAGGAAGCACCUGGGCCGGUAUAUGGGUCUCUGCAGUCGUGGAUGUUGGCGCCGUAUCGCUUGUUCGACGAGGGCUGGACGAUUCAAACCCGCUCGUUUUCUCCUCCGCCGCGUUGGCGAUGCGAGAGUUGUGUUGCGGCCGAGGCGGCGGGGGCGUGUUCGGGACCGAAGAACGGUUAAUGUCACAAUUAGAAUCGUUUGCAGGCGUCCCUGCGAUUUCGAAGGCGUAUUCUGCGGUCACGUGCCACGCGCCCAUGUGGAGAGAAUCGCGAGAUGACGCACCUAAAGGCGGUCGAGGGUAUGAACCGAAAGCGUGGGAACCCGCCGGAGGGGUCAUCGAGAUUGAUCAGAGCACAAAUUUGGUGUGUUGCGACGAGGAAGACGAGGAAAUCGCAAACAGUGUCAUGCAAGCCGCCACGACUGGUGCAAAACUAGAUCCGGAAGCAGAAGCCGAGCUGAGACGGAUAGAAUCCGAACGAGCGGUCGAUCCAAUCGCGGCUUUAUUGCGAGCGAAGACUUUAGAACGAGUGAGAUAUUUACUCGAGAUGGAACGGAGUCCAGUGGCGGAAGUCCCUCUGUUACAGUUUUUGUCCACGGCGGCGACGCACUCAACGUCCGCCGCGGUUGCGGUUGCGAAGUGUCCGAGACUGCUGGACGUGUUGUGUAGGCGAGUGACGAGCUUUGCGUCGUCGUCGUCGUCAUCGGCGCCGCCAGAAGGUGCGAACUCAAUUGCCUCGCGCGCGUACGUUUUGGAAACGAUAUGUUCCAUCGUACGCGUCGCCGGUACAGGCGUUGUAUUUGAACCAUCGGAUGCGAGCAACGAUAGAUUAAAUAUCGCACACAGCGCGAUACAGCUCGUGUCCUCUAUCAAUCCAAUGGAAGACUUCGAACCUGCAUCGGUAAAUUGCUGGUGCCAAGCCAUGCGUUUGUGGUCGCUUUGCGCCAACCGAGGGGUCCCGACGUGUCCGAACGCGGACGAUUAUUUCUCACUGUUAGCAAACUGCGUGGAUGUGGACCCUAAAAAUGUUUCAAAUGAAGGUUACGAAACCGUUCGCGAGGCAUUCAACGCGUUCUCGUCGUUUUGCUCAAAUCAUAAGAACAUGAAAGCGUCGACGCCGCUGUUAGAGAAAAUUUCCGGCUUCGCGAGCCAUUGGAUUCUAAAGAAUUACGAGUCGUUUUCAGUAGGCGGCGCCCGUUCUCGCUUUACGUUUGCGUCCGCUGCUUUUUUCCUCGAUUCUGCGAAUCUUGCCGGAAUUGGCGAGGAAGGUAACGAGAACGAGGGUAACGAGGACGAUGUAAAUUCCAACACGCGAAGACGACUCGCAAACGCGCUCUCAAAGGCGUGCGACAUUUUACUGCGAGAGUUGGCGGCAGAUUACGCCCGAGGUAUCAUUGCUAGUUCGGAUUUUUAUAAAGCGAGAGCAUCCAGAGGCGCUGCAAUGCACGGCGUGCUGUGCGUUCUCAAAGCGCUCGCUGGUGGUGUAAACGAAAGCUACGAGGAGAACGAAGAGAUGCGCGAAUCGAGCGUGGACGAAUACAUCAAGACCAUCGCUCAAAAUAAAGCAUUAGAAGCUAUCGAUACGCUGUGUGCUGCGAUGUAUCGAGAGACAGUUGGUAUUGAGCGUGCGAGACGUGCUGACAUGAAGAUGCGUCAGCAACGUGCGCGGCACCGCGGGUUAUCGCUGGAUGUUCGGAGCGGCGACGCGAGAGCUGCGAGAGGACAAAUUUCACCGAAAUCAGGAAUGUCUCCCAGUAGACCGCAGACGAAGAAACCGCCGCUCGUUGGGUCUGCUGGUAGUCCGAGCGAUGACAUUGGUCUUUUAAGUUCAUCGCCGCCUUUAGGUGGUGGUGGUGGUGGUGGUCUCAUCCACACAAACGAGGCGUUUACGAAGAAGCGCAUGUCUUUUGAUACCACAUCUAACCAGAUUUCGGCUGCAUUUCAGCAAAAAGCACGCAUCGGUAAUACAGAAAAAGUCGCCGCGACGCUCGUUGCCGAGGAUAAAAAUCUUCCAAACAGAAGUCAAACGAACAGCCCAUCUCCGGCUUUAGUUGCCGUGCGCGAAGGAUUUACCACGGAUCAAUCAUCAUCGGCGCAAAAACGCGUCGGCGGCGCAGACUUUGAUAGGGCUUCGGACAGAAACGACGAGUUGGAAAAACUGUACUUUGAGAACUAUUCCGGCGAGGAGUCUGUCCAAGAAGCGCAUGCGCACGAAGUGACCACAUUUAUGGGUUUGCGCGUGUUCUGGGCCUCCGCGACGCUUCCCAUUCAACGUGCUUUAGUGCAAGCGUUGGAGAUUCUCGAACAGUUUGGUUUGCCGGAAAUUGUCGAAGAUGAAUUCGCACCGCCGAUGGAUGAAGAAGAGAAGAAAUGUCGCAAGAAGCAGCAACGCGCGGAGUACACAAAGACGUGUUUAUACGCGACGGCGACGUUGUUGCGCUCGUUACCGCCGGGUGCGGGCAGCUUGGCGAAACUCGCCCUGAAAAACGGCGUCAUGUCGACGCAGUCGCUUGACGCUGCGUUAGAUUCGACGAGAACUGCGUUGUUGGAUGCCGAGCGUGAUUUCAUAAAUACGGCGAAUAACAUCACGCCUUCAAACAUGACCAAAGUCGUCAGCGCAGCGCAAGAGUGUGGAGUCAUUCUGUCCUUGGCGGCGAAAUCGCUCGUACCACCCGCGGAGGAUUGUCGCGACGCGCUUCUUGGUGGGUACACGAUUGAGUUCACCACCGCCUCCGAGGCACGCAAAUACGGUUGCGAUCCGAUGAAGUCUGUUUUGCCAACUUUUAGCGAUUGGUUUUUCGCUCCGUUGUCUCCGUCCUCCGCUGUACGCGGAUGGGACGUCGCGAGUAUCGCGUCCAAUCUAUCACUUGUUCUCGGUUACGAAAAGUUACACGCAUCGACAAUUGUCGAGUUGAACUCUUCAAAAAAGCUCUCCGCGUUGUCCAACGUCUUCUUGAAGGAAAUGGUUAUAUGGCGCGAUCCUGCCGUCACGGCGCCGUUAGCCGCGUUGACCGAUUUAUACUGGUCGCAAACCGUCUUUGAGUUUUUACAAAACGAUGCCAUGCAAUCGUCAUCCUCUCCUUUAGGCUACACGAAAAGAAUCAAACCGAACGAAAAAUCGUUGAGCGACCCUUUACACGUUCCCGAAGGGUCUGGAGACGCAUCCGUGUCUUCCGCUUUGGCGAUUGCCUUUGGCACAACUUCUUACGCGGAUGCUUUGUUUGGAAGACACAUCAGUUUUUGGCUCCGCGCGGACGUUCCCGCCAAAGCUCGAGCUUCCUGUUGGAUCGCUUUGCGCGAAAAUUUGAGCCUACAUCUACUUCCGAGUAUUGCAAAGUUAGUCGAGCCUAUUCAUUCGCACGUCAUGUUACCUCGCGGAGGCGAGCAAGAUCCUGAAAUGUUUGAGCUGUACAUCUCGUCGUUAGAAUCGGGCGAUUUAGAUAAAUGGUUCGCAUCGUGGGAGAAAUUCGAAGGGUGGGAUUACGGCGGCAUUGGUUCGAGAGGCGCCCGUUUACCAUUCGAAGCACCACCAGUCGCGGUCGCUCUGGUCGUCCACGCCGUCGCUCACGUCGUUCUGGGCGGAGCUGGAGGGAACGCCUUGCAAAAGAAGACCAUUCGCCGUUUAUUGUCGAAAGAUCGCACCGGGACGUACCUUCGCGCAAUCAUGAACACGCCUUUGAUGCUUCGUCGACGACCUCGGUUCGCGAGCACUUCGGCGAAAACGAACGCUGGAGAGUUGCACGAGACGCCAUUUGGUUGGGGCUUUUGUUUUGGAAAGUUUGGUAAGUGGGAAGAUAUGGGUCCGAGGCGGUCGGUGUUGUUAGACGCUUGCGGCGACGACGAGGAAUUGUUGAGAUUAUUAAGACACGCGCUGGUGACGUGUAAGUUAGCCACGAGAGAAAGCAUGGACGUCCACGCGAUGGAGAUGUCCGUGGAGAAAACUAGCAGCUUUUAUGCGUGA